CGUGUGCCGUCUGGUAAGAUACAAAACAAAAACAGAAAGUAGAAAAUGGCGAUGAGAUAUCCAACUCCUUCUCUUUUAACCCUUAUAUUCGCUCCAAAUUAGUCUUCAAACCUACUCUUCGAAUGUCCGUGAAGUAGUUUAGCUAUUCGAUAACGGAACUGUUACAUUUGGCCAGGAAUGGGAGCCAAACAGUCGUCUGCGAGUACCGUUAGUAGUCGAAGUAAUAAUCGUCAUUCUGGACCAGUGGUUAAUGGCGAGCACAGUAGAGUCGUUUCUCUAGAUUCUAGGACUCGAACACGUUCUCUGAACAGUGUAGAACAUUCUUUGUCGAUACCUUCGCAUCAGGACUCGUUUCAGGAGUCGGAUUUGUCUUCAUCGAACGAUGAUAGUUCUUCUCAACUUCGUAAUCUUGGUUACUCAAUGCAAGGAGCUCAUUCUCUACCGGCGCAGCUCUUUGCUACGUCUUUUUUCACAGGAGUGAAGUGCCCUGUGUGCUCUAAAGUCGUUAUGUCCGAGGAUAUAGAGCUACAUCUAGUUCUUUGCCUUACCAAACCAAGAUUGUCUUAUAACGAGGAUGUUUUACAAAUGAAUUCUGAAGAGUGUGCAAUAUGUUUGGACGAGCUAAAAAAAGGUGACACAAUUGCCAGGCUUCCUUGCCUUUGUAUAUAUCAUAAAAAGUGCUUAGAUAAAUGGUUCCAGAAGAGUAGGACAUGUCCAGAGCAUCCAUCCUAGUCACUAAUUAACAGUCACUACUCUAACUACAAUGGUGAAUGGCUGAUAGACAAUGAAGACACAGAGACCCUGGGCACACUCUUUCUAGUAAUGCACAUUAGAAAUUCCAGACAUCCACAAGAACAGUACAAAAACGCUUGAACAAAUGCAUGGAUGCUAACAAAAUGGUGAUGCUAACAAAAUGCUUCCAUUGGAACAAAACAAUUUAUUGCUUUUUAUUAAUUUUGAAUGUCCCAGAAAAUAUCCAAGCCUCCCCUACAAUAGCAGAGAUUAAGGAGAGUAUAUAGUAGUAUAUAUAGCUCCUAAUGCACAGUGCUUUUAUGUGGAAAUUAUGUGGUAUGUGAAGGUCGGGAGAAUAAGAAAAGAGUUUUCAUCCCAUGCCUCCCCUUCAGGGGGAGGUGUGGAUAUUUUCUAGGUAUAUUUGCUAUCCAAACUAUACUGAAAAAUGAUAAAACCAGGAAAAUUGUCCUGGGUCAGUUACCAGUAAUAAUAAUAAUAUUAUUACAAAAAUGGGAAUAUUAAAUAAUAUUUUAAAGAAAAUACGGAUAUAGUAAAAUAAUUGAAAUUAUAGAAAUAGAUCAUGUAUUUUUUCCAGUCUAGAAUCUAAAGAAAUUACAUACACUGAUUGGUCGCUUGCCAGUGAAGUUUUUUCUCGGUAUGAGACAGUUCACUCUGACAUUCUAAAACAGUGAAAUUUCAAUUGGAAAAAAUGAUGCUCUUUACUGGAUCUCCACUCCAUCGAACUGUGCCACUACUGUACUUUUGGGAGUGAAUAGUGAUAACGAGCUGUUUUGUAUUAGUUUGGUCUGUAUUGAGAAAAAAGUUUGUCUUGAAUCUUAACUCAUAGCCUUGAUUUUUGCCUGUGUAGUGGCGCAAUGACAGGUAGGCACUUCCUUGCCUCCUCUCCCCUGGACCACAGAAAGGGGCAGGCUAAUUUGGUCUGUACAAGAUUUAUGGAAAGUUUUUUCUCAAUGCAGAUCUUCCAGGCAGUAAAGAACAUGUAUAUUAUAUAGUGUAACAUAAAACUGUUUUUGUAAAAAUUUGGGAUAGGUUUUUAUUUUACCUCAGUCAAUAUAAUAACUCUGAAUACAUACAGCAGCUUUUAUAUCAGUAGGAAAUGAUAUGGCAAAUUCAUAGCAAUACAGUAACUACUGUAUAUGUUGUGGUUGGAUGAAUCAAUGGUAGACAACAGAAUGUUAAAACAAGUUGAACUGCGUCUUUGCUGUAAGUCAGUGGGUAUCCAGUCAUGUYGCCCCCUUGAUAUGACGCCCCUGGCCACGUAUACCAUGACACCUUCAGUCUGUACUACCAUGACGCCCAAGCAUAAACCAUGACGCCCCUCAGUACAGUGUAUUUCCUAUUGAUACUAAAACUGCUCAAGCAAUUUUUGAAUGUCUGUGAAGGUAUAUCUAAUGGCUCAUAGUUAUAACACUUGUCUCUGAUUGGAUGAACACAUUUAAACCAUACAAACAUGGUUACAUUUUGGCUGAAAUAGGUUGAAUAUUGAAAGAAAAAGCCUUUGAUCAAAAAUCUUUUAAGAUUUUUAAAAGUUGUUACUAAAUGGAACCAAUGUAUUUUUUCAAUACCUGAAAAAUCAUGCAAUCAGAGGCAAUUUAUACAGUUGCCCUCGUCAGUAGCAUCACUUUCUUUUGUCAAAUAAUUGCAAAUUACUAGAUUAAUUUUAUCAUACCCAACACAGAGUAACACUAGCGUCAGGACCUUUCGUAUUUCCAAUUUUUUUGAUGCAGUGCAUUGACUAACACAUUUAGAAUAUAUUUACUUAAAUAUUUUAUUUUUUAAAGGAUCCAAGUGAUAAGUAAUACCUCAUUUAUUUGGGAUUAACCAAAAGUAUUCAACAUUGUAAGGGAAGGUACAUCUUUUAUUGGAGGGAGGGCUUGGGCUUAAAAGGGGAAUAUCAUGACAAAAGUUUAAUAAGAGAGUCAUGAAUUUCUUUCUGUAUGAGUGUAAGGCCUAGGGCAAACAUCGAACUUUCCAUGCACCGAACUUAACUACAUGAAAGAAUGUCGCCUCAUUAUCACCUGAUAUCCAUUGUUUUUAUUGAGUUCAGUGCAUAGAAAGUCCGACGUUUGCCAGAGGCCUAAGAGGGGAGAAAUACAACCAUUUUAAAAAGAGUUUACCGUGAAUCCCCGCCCCUCACUUUCCAUAAAAAAAUACCUUCCCUAUGUAUAUAUAUAUAUAUAUAUGUUGGACCAUCUUGAUAGUUAGAAGCCACAAUGGGUCAUUAUAAUUAUGAUGCUUUUCCUUAUGCAGCCUAUCUCCAGUGUAAUAUAAUUCAAACAGCACAGCUGACAUUGCAAUGCAAAAAAAACGAGACCAGCUUUACAAUCUAUAGAAAAUGUUACAAUAGAUAAAACAAAAGAGUAGCAUAAAUUGUAUUACACUGGAGAUAACCUGCCUAUGUAAACACUGCAUAUGCCUUAAAAUCCUGCUGUCGAGAGGACUGCAGAGACACUUAACAGCAGUACAAAGGCAUCCGAGUCAAGUUCAAAAGGUUUAAUUAUUGAAUAUGUUAUUUAAGCUCCAUUUAUAUAUUUUCAUUCUUUUUUUUUCUUUUAUUCUGUUUCUGUGACCUAGAGAGCUAUGAAAGUCAAGUGUUUUGGAAUUCAUUGAUUUUAAACAAGUUAUUGAUACAUAGUUAUUUUUUUGUUUAUCCCUUGGCAAUGCAAUUUAUUUGUUGCGGUUCUGUAGUCCUUACUGUCAUUGGCGAACUAUCAGAGUAAACUUAAGUUUUUCUUACAUUGAAAGCAGUAUAGCUAUACUGCAAGAAAAGGUAUAAAAGGGUUAGCCAUAUCUUCAAAAAUGACAAAGCUCUAGACACUUUAUAUCUCUCAGGUUGCCUUCAUAUCAGGGAAAAAGCUGUACAAAAUUUUAUAAUUCAUAAUUAYGAUGACCACACAGUUUUUCAUUUACCAAGAGACACUGAACAAACCCAUAUGUUUAGUUGGAUUGUUUAGGUCAUAGUUGAAAAUAAUGAUUUGCAUGAUCAUUCAAGAAUGUUUUAAUAGAGCAAGUAAUUUAUAUUGUAUGGCAAUUAACUAACACUGACUUACAUGUAAAGAGUUUGAAUUGCAAUUAUUGCUUAUUGUGCUUUGCUUACACCAUGAAUUGUUUGCCACCAUUUGCAUUGCUGUGCGGCCACCCCAGACAAAAAUUGCGACGUGCACUUUGCAAUAGACUGCCGUCAAUCAAACAUGUUGACAUCAUUUACAUGCGUUUGGAUCGGCCCGAUAGGCGAGUGUGGCUCAUACUUGUAAACAAUCAACAAGUUUUGGCACCUUUUGAAUCACACACGUGUAAAUGAUGUCAACAUGUUUCAUUGACAGCAGUCUAUUGCAAAGUGAUUUUUGUCUGGCGUGGCCGCGUAGCAAUGCAAAUGGCGGUAAUUGUGUAGAUCACCAGGGAACAGUUACGACUGUUUUCAUUACUAAAAAUCAAACUCUGAAAUAUUGACCUCUGGCCUGAUUUGAGUCAGGGCAUGGAAACUCACAGUUCGAAUUGGAAUUUAGCAUGGCAACUCACAGAUCGAAUUGGAACUUAAAGAAAAACCGGAGAACUCUGACAAAAGCUUUCAAAUAAUCAAACUUUACUUGAAGUGGUUAGAACUUCCUAGGUGCUGUCAACUUCAUCUGCUUCAAUAGCAGAUGGAAUUGACAACACUUAGGAUGUUCUUUUAACUAGGAUUUUACGGUGGUGUUAGCAGAUCACAUACAACAUUUCAUAAGUCACAACCAUUAUGUAAAUCAUGAAAAAGUAGAAAGUGAUCAAUGUAAUAAAUCUUUCCAUUACAAA
This is a messenger RNA of Actinia tenebrosa (Australian red waratah sea anemone), 4542 nucleotides long. RefSeq names its product E3 ubiquitin-protein ligase ZNRF2. NCBI's taxonomy places the organism in Eukaryota, Metazoa, Cnidaria, Anthozoa, Actiniaria, Actiniidae. Gene Ontology annotation, cellular component: membrane; cytoplasm; intracellular membrane-bounded organelle. The record is from RefSeq and is a predicted model, not a curated record. Gene Ontology annotation, molecular function: ubiquitin protein ligase activity. Gene Ontology annotation, biological process: proteasome-mediated ubiquitin-dependent protein catabolic process; protein K48-linked ubiquitination.